Messenger RNA from Gadus macrocephalus (Pacific cod), 5178 nucleotides. RefSeq names its product formin-binding protein 1-like. The transcript is spliced from 18 exons. Gene Ontology annotation, biological process: signal transduction. The record is from RefSeq and is a predicted model, not a curated record. Lineage: Eukaryota; Metazoa; Chordata; Actinopteri; Gadiformes; Gadidae. Gene Ontology annotation, molecular function: protein binding. The coding region runs from base 137 to 2173 and encodes 678 amino acids.
GAAGCGCGCAGAGAGGCCACCGGCAGAGUGUUCUCCGGGGAGGCGCGCGACCACGUCCCGUGGCUGUGUCACCGGGCGCGUAUUGCGUAUACAGAACAACCGCGAGCCCCGGCGAAUCGGCGCGAGACAGAUCAGCAUGCACUCGCUCAAAGAGGACGCGGGCUGCAGAGAGCAGCUCACGCGGAGUCAUUUCAUCAUCGAUUCAGAUCCCAGGAUGGACACCAUGCAGUCGACGACCCGCAGGACAGCCACCGGUACGAGGCGCCCCGGAGCCGUGAGCUGCAGCUGGGGGACCGAGCUGUGGGACCAGUUUGAGAACCUGGAGAAACACACCAGUUGGGGCAUUGAUUUCCUGGAGCGCUACACCAAGUUUGUGAAGGAAAGGGCCGAUAUUGAACUCAGCUACGCCAAACAAAUCAGGAAUCUUUCUAAGAAGUAUCAAGCCAAGAAGAACUGCAAGGAAGAAGAAGAGAGCAGGUAUUCCUGGUGCCGCUCGUUCGGGUCCACGCUGAGGGAGCUCAACGACUACGCCAGCCACCGCGAGGCGCUGGCCCAGAACCUGCACGCCUACAUCGUCAGCGAGCUGGUGCGCUACACGCAGGACCUGAAGACCGAGAGGAAAUCACAUUUCCAAGAUGGGCGGCGAGCCCAGCAACACAUCGAGAACUCGUGGAAACAGCUGGAGUCGAGUAAACGACGGUUCGAGCGGGACUGUAAAGAGGCGGAGCGCGCCCAGCAGAACUUUGACAGGAUUGAUACGGACAACAGCAAAGCAGAUGGAGAAAAGCGAUGUUCCCUAAAGGCUCGUCAGACAGCUCAGCAGAAGCAGCAGGCGGCUGAGGACUCCAAGCAAGACUACACGACCAGCCUGAAGCAGUUCAACCAGGACCAGCAACAGCACUACCACACACUGGUACCAGUUAUAUACCAGCGUAUCCAAGACAUGGAGGAGAGGAGGAUAGACCGACUUGGGGAGUCAAUGCGCUCGCUUGCGGAGGUGGAGCAUAAGGUGUUGCCCAUCAUCAGCAGAUGUCUGGAUGGGAUGACGCACGCUGCGGAGAGCAUCCAGUCCCGGGUGGACAGCCAGCAGGUGGUGGAGGUGUUCAAGACGGGCUUCGAGCCUCCGGGAGACGUGGAGUUUGAGGACCACAGCGCCCCCAUGAGGCGAAGCAUCUCCGAGUCCAGUUACCUUGACAACCGAGCCGAGCAGAGACACACAAGGCGCAACAGCCGAGGAAGACUCUGGCCCUUCAUCCGCAAGAACAAGCUGAUGAGCCUUCUCUCCUCCCCACAUCAGCCACCACCUCCCCCACCCACCUCCCCAUCCCCAGGGGGCGAAACCAGCAGCCCACAGUCCCCGCCUACUUCCGCCCGGGAACCAAUCACGCAGCGACUCAACGACCUCAUGAGCUCCGGCUCCAGAACCCGAAAACAGUGUCUUCGCAGCCUGAAGAGAGGGCUGUCACUCAAACUGGGCUCUGGCUCAGAAGACUUCAGUCACCUCCCUGCAGAACAGAGGCGUAAGAAACUUCAGAACAGGAUCAGCAGCAUCGGUGUGGAGGUCCAGAGAGAGAGAGAACAGAGAGAUGCUCUGGCUAAGCUGCGGGAGGUGUACCAGAGGAGCCCUGAGAUGGGCGACGCCAGCAGCCUGGACUCCCAGAUCGAGGAAGCCAGUCAGAGGCUGGACCGCCUGCAGAAGGAGCUGCACAGACAUCAGGGUUGGUUGCAGGAGACGGAGAGCAGGCUGGUAGAUCACGGCGGCAGGCGUCAGAGUGGAGGUUGUGGGUUUGAGUCCCAGGCCACAACGCCAGGCAGCAGCAGCCUGGGUCACCUGGAGAACCUCAACCACCAGGGUCCUUCCAGCCGAGAGAGUCCCGACGGCAGCUACACAGAGGACAACACCGCGGAGCUCCAUUUGAAGUCUCGCAGUUCAGAGUUUGACGAUGACUUUGACGAAGAUGAGCCCUUGCCCAGUAUAGGCACCUGCAAGGCCCUCUACCCCUUCCAAGGUCAGAACGAGGGCACCAUCUCCAUGGUGGAGGGCGAGCUACUGUCGGUGGUGGAGGAGGACAAGGGGGACGGCUGGACCCGAGUGAGGCGGGACCAGGACGAGGAGGGAUAUGUGCCCACCUCCUACAUUAAAGUCUUCCUGGAUAGCAACGCUAAAGUGUGAAUGGAAACACUCAUCGCUGCUGUUUGUACAUUCAAUUAUGUGUGUGUGUGUGUGCAUGUGUGCGUGUGUUCGGAUUGGCCUACUCCUCAGGUAGUUUUGUGGAUAUUAAUUCUAUAUCUGGGGGCUAGUCUAUGCAUACUAUAUUUAAAGCUCUAUAAAAUCUAUCAAUCAAUUACUCUUUUUUACCUCUCUUUGUGGCUUUGCCUGUCUAUGUGCUCUAGAGCUGCAUUCUUCUCUGCUUGCCUAUAGGUUCAUGUAUAGGCCUAUAUAUACUGUAUAUACAUAGAAUAUACUGUAUAUAUGUAGAAAAUAGAUUUAUUGUAGUGCAUGUCUGGUCGAAACAAUGUCUGCUCAGUGUCUAAAUCUAUGGCAACAUGUACUGUAUAUCUUUGUUAGGCACACACACACACACACACACACACACACACACACACACACACACACACACACACACACACACACACACACAACCCCCUGGGAAGGUGAGGUCACAAAGCCAAAGGUCUCCUCCUCCAUCUUUCCUCAGGUUUCAAACUCCUAUAUUAUGUCCUACUUACCAUAACAAAGCCUGAAACAAAACUACUAACCUAAUGGUUUAUCCUGACUACCUUACUUUACUAACCUGCUGGUUUACAAUGCUCUAUUCAGAAGACCUUAAACUGACUACUAACAUUCUAGUUUUUACAGUGUUUUUUUUCUAGACUACCUUCCAUUAACUAAUUUACUAAUCUGCAGAGGUUCAUUUGUAUGACCUCCAUUAGCUAGUAACAUGUUUACAGUCGUUUAUAUUCAGACUUUAGUAAUGACCACUAAGUUCCUACCUUGUUCCCAGCAGGGUUGUGUCGUCUACAUUAGGUUGGAAAGGGUUAGGGUCAUUAUCCAUAUGUGACCAAUUUGAUUGGUCAAAGAUGAUUUAGUCAAUGUUGCAUUGAAAACUGAAACAGUUUUUUCAACCAUUUAAAGUAGUAUAUGCAUUGACUGAGGCACAGGGUUGUUAAUGAGUUAUGGGGCAGUAGGACCUUGAGACUGGGAGGAAAUUGCUGCUUCAAUUGGCUGAAAUGUUACCUUUUGUCUGAGCCUGCCUCUUCUAACCUGCCUGUCUGUUUGUCUGUCUGUCUGUUUGUCUGUCUUAUUUCUUCACUUUAUUUACCCCUCUCUCUCUCUCUCUGUCCCUCUCACUCUCUCUCUCUCUCUCUCUCUGUCCUCUCUCUCUCUCUCUCUCUCUCUCUCUCUCUCUCUCUCUCUCUCUCUCUCUCUCUCUCUCUCUCUCUCUCUCUCUCUCUCUCUCUCUCUCUCUGUUUGCUUGUAAUCUUGCCCUAAUGCUGUCUACCUUCCAACCCUUUCAAUUCACCUGUCUGUCUCUCUGUUGUUAUGAAUUUAUGCAUGUAUCUCUACGUCGCCUGUUUCUCUCUUUGCUUGCCCCCUCCCCCCCUUUUUUGUCGUUCUGUCCCUCAAUGUAUGUCGGCCUUCUCUCUUUACUCCAUCUCGCUGUUCUUCCUGCCUGUCUCUGUGUCUGUCUGUGUGUGUGUCUCUCUCUGCCUGUCUGCCCUGCCUGUCUGGCCGCCUGUCUGUGUGUUUAUUUUGUAGGCUUCGAGCAGGCUAGUCGGCUAGUCUAGUGCUAGACUGGUAGUGACCAGUAGGCGGAGCUGUGGAGAGAGGAUGACUUAACCACAACAGGAAGUGAUUCGUAAAGAAUGAGAGAAUGGAGGAGUUCUGGUAAAAAAAAAAAAGUUUCAUUGACAUUAAUACACACAUUGUUUCAAGAAUUCCUUACGCAGAUUGCCAAAUGUUUGGAUGUCGAAUUCAGACAAACAUAAAGGACUUGUUGUUCCUGCAACCACACGAGCCCCGAAGAAACCAGAGGAAUCGCUCCUCUCUUUCCGAGACGGAUCUCAAAGGAGGCCGGAGGCGAGGAUAUUACAUAUUUUCAGGGGAGACGAAAAAUGUGUUUCCAUAGCAAUGUCAUUGCCGGUGUGUGUUACCACGGUAACCACUACAUCACAUGCAAAGUAGAGGUAUACUGCUGCCUUGCAACUUUAGGUCUACAUUUUCCCCUCUUCGGCAUAAUUAAUUUGGGUUGUUUCCAUAGUGAUUGUCUCCUUGGUUACAGUACAAUUGUCAACCGUCCUACUUUCCUUUAUGCCUUUGAACGCACCCGUCCUGUCUACCUGAUUGUCUACCUGUCCGUCUGUCCGAGUGUCACUGAGCCUUGCUAUUUGUUUACUAUUAGUGAGAGAAUACGGAACAUCUCAAAGGUCAAAACUAGCAAUGUUAAGAAACUCUGGGUCAGCAAGACUCUUCUGCCAUGUUUAACAGAUCCAAAAUGGCGCCUAUCCCAUGUUAAACCCAUUCAACGGAUGGAUCAUAUCUAACGUUAGACAGAUCAAUUAGGGAUCCUACGUGAAGCAGAUGCAACAUGGAUCCUCUACCUUGUCCACCAGAUCCAACAUGGAUCCGGAGUCUGUCGUAGUGUAAAAUAGAGCCGUGGCAAAGUGAAACAGCAGUAUUAAUGUGUUACUUUUGAAAUGUAUUUACUCCAAUGUAUUGUUAAUGUCAAGCUUAAUCAAAGUAGAAAGGCCUACAGUGAAUGCAAGAUGGCUGCUAUAGAAAUGUUUUACCCUUUGGACCUGCUAAUGCUUUCAGAGAAAUGUCCCGAGAAGGGUGAGAAAAGACAGACCAUGAUGUCAAUAUCUGAAAACUUUAAAGACGUUCAAGGGCCUCAAAAGGGCGCUGGAGAAGCUGUCUCCUCAUAGUAGAUGAUGUUCCUAUUAGCCGUGUAUUCCAUAGGAUCCAAUGUUGUUGAUUCACGAGUGAAAUGUCAAACGUUAUUCUAUCGACAACUUGAAGGCUCAUGGCUAUAAUUUGGUGGAUUGUAAAAUAUAAAAACUGCUUGUUUAUUUGUUAAUUUUUAAUUUUUUUACAUUGUUUACUGGUAUGUAGAAGUGGGCUUUUUUGAAGUUUGUGGAUGUUUCCAAUUUUCAACUAAACUAAACUUUAAACAACAA